AUGAAGUUGGUUUUGACUGGUUUGAAGGAAGCUGAUGAGCGUACCGAAUAUGUGCAGAACAUUUACUCUCGACUGCUUUGCUCAUUGCAUGGCCGUCUUCUCUGUGGUGUGUUCCUGAUCACGAUUUAUUCGUUAUCCGCAGUCGGAGUCUACUCAAUGAAGUCGACAUUCGAGCCGGCAAAAGCGUUUCCUUCGGAUUCGCCUCUCGUCAGAAGCCUUAAGCAUAUGAGGUUUGUCAUCUAUCUAUUCUCUUGUUCUUGUUCUUCGUCUUCCUACUUUCUCUUUUAUAACUUUCGUCAUAUUCUUAGAAAUCGAAAGCGUUCACAAGUACGAAGUAAUCGAACGGAAUUUUUUUUCUAUUAA
Angiostrongylus costaricensis is the source of this 363-nucleotide messenger RNA. NCBI's taxonomy places the organism in Eukaryota, Metazoa, Nematoda, Chromadorea, Rhabditida, Metastrongylidae. The record is from the annotation of a GenBank genome assembly.